UACUCACCGAUUGGUUAGUGCGCCUCUCGGGCUCGCCUACCCCUCAGACAGUGUUCAGCUAGGGCGGGGCUGACUCUCCUCGAACCUGAAUUACCCUACAACCGGCGGCAGAGAGGGAACUUCGGUCGCUCGAUUCAUGGAACAACGUGGAAAUGCUCCGUCCGUAGGAGAGAAGGGGUCCGGACAGCAGCCAUAUCCCUCUCACGCCCAUCUGUUUUCCUGCUUCUGCCUCUGCUGAGUCCAGCACUGAAGGGAUUGGAUUUUACGCACGGCACCAGGACUGAUAUUUAAAAAAAUAAAUAAAAUCACACAUCUGCUCGGUGGAAAAGAAACGCCGUUUAUUGCUGCGCCGCUGUUAGGAUGAUGUGACAAACCGGAGAUCUGCUGCCUGUGGAAGAAUCUCAGAAUACGGAUAUAUUUUAUUCAGCUGGACGCUAUAAGGCUGGCAGGCCUGGAGCAGGACAGAAAACAUGGCUGAACCACAGCGUGAAAGCACCAGCAGCCUGCAGAGGAAGAAACCUCCCUGGCUCCGACUGGACAUUCCCACAGCUCAGAUGUCACUAGACGAGCCUCCUACUUUUGUUCAGCCGGUGAGACGGCAGGGGUUCCUUCGCAGUAUCAGCAUGCCGGUGGAGACUUCUCACCUCCAGUCUCCAUCCCGCGACGUCUUUGACACCCGGCGGCCUGUAUUACAACGCCAGUCAUCCAUUACUCAGACCAUAAAGAGGGGAACAGCAGACUGGUUUGGAAUCAGCAAAGACAGCGAUACCACUCAAAAAUGGCAGAGGAAAAGUCUUCGGCACUGCAGCCUCCGUUAUGGAAAACUAAAACCGCAGGUGAUCCGGGAGAUGGACCUGCCGAGCCAGGACAACAUCUCCUUGACCAGCACCGAGACUCCACCUCCCCUUUAUGUGCGGUCCUCACAGCAUGGAAUGCAAAAGAUUGUGGACCCGUUGGCGCGUGGAAGAGCCUUUCGAAUGGUGGAGGAGGUUGACGGCUACAGCGUGCCUCCAACCCCGAUCACACCCGGAGCUGCAUCACUUUGCUCCUUCACCAGUUCCCGCUCAGGUCUCAACCGGCUGCCCCGAAGACGGAAGAGGGAAUCAGUGGCCAAGAUGAGCUUCAGGGCUGCAGCCGCACUUGUCAAGGGGCGCUCCUUUAGAGAGAGCACUUUGAAACGAGCGCAAAGGCGAAGCUUCACUCCGGCCAGCUUCAUGGAGGAAGAUGUGGUUGACUUUCCUGAUGAGCUGGACACCUCCUUCUUUGCUAGGGACAUCCUGAUGCACGAAGAGUUGUCCACAUUUGCAGAUGAGGUAUUUGAGUCGCCAUCUGAGAUGGCCAUCAACGAGGCAGAGCCUGGAGCCAAGAAGGAUGAAAUGGAGCUGACAGGCAGCGCCUUGGAUAAGACAGAGCUGGAGAGAAGUCACCUCAUGCUACCUCUGGAAAGAGGAUGGCGUAAAGCCAAAGAAGGAACCCCAGGACCACCAAAGGUGCCCUUGCGUCAGGAGGUGGUGAGCGUUCACGGACAGCGGCGUGGACAACGCAUUGUUGUACCUGUCAAGAAGCUUUUUGCUCGCGAAAAGAGGCCGUAUGGGCUGGGCAUGGUGGGAAAGCUGACAAACCGCACCUACCGCAAGCGCAUUGAUAGUUACGUAAAGAGGCAGAUCGAGGAUAUGGACGACCACAGGCCUUUUUUCACAUACUGGAUCACCUUUGUUCAUUUACUCAUCACUAUAUUGGCUGUAUGCAUCUAUGGUAUUGCACCAGUGGGCUUCUCUCAGCACGAAACUGUUGAUUCUGUUUUAAGAAACAAAGGUGUUUAUGAAAAUGUCAAGUUUGUACAGCAGGAGAACUUCUGGAUCGGGCCUGGUUCUGAGUCCCUGAUCCACUUAGGGGCCAAAUAUUCUCCAUGCAUGCGACAAGAUGAGCAGGUGCACAAUCUUAUCAGGGUAAAGAGAGAUGGUGAACGCAACUCUGCGUGCUGCGUUCGGAACGAUCGCUCUGGCUGUGUCCAAACUUCAGAGGAGGAAUGCUCGAGUACUCUAGCUGUGUGGGUGAAGUGGCCGAAUCAUCCCAGCAAACCACAGUUUAACGGUAAAGAAAGGCAGCACGGCUCAGUGUGUCAUCAGGAUCCCAGGAUAUGUCUGGAGCCGGCCUCGGUGUCUCCACAUGUAUGGCCAGAUGACAUAACUAAGUGGCCUAUUUGUACCAGGUUCAACACAGGGAACCAUACCAACCUGCCUCACAUAGACUGCACCAUCACAGGCCGACCCUGCUGCAUUGGAACCAAAGGAAGGUGUGAAAUCACAUCCAGGGAAUAUUGUGACUUCAUGAAGGGCUACUUCCAUGAGGAGGCUACUCUCUGCUCUCAAGUCCAUUGCAUGGAUGAUGUCUGUGGACUGUUGCCUUUCCUCAACCCGGAGAUCCCAGAUCAGUUUUACAGGCUCUGGCUUUCACUUUUCCUGCAUGCUGGAAUCCUUCACUGCCUGGUGUCGGCAGCUUUCCAGAUGACCAUCCUGAGAGACCUGGAGAAACUGGCUGGCUGGCUGCGCAUCUCAAUCAUUUACAUCCUCAGUGGGAUCACUGGGAACUUGGCCUCGGCCAUCUUCCUGCCCUAUAGAGCAGAGGUGGGUCCAGCCGGCUCUCAGUUUGGGAUCCUGGCCUGCCUAUUUGUGGAGCUGUUUCAGAGCUGGCAAAUCCUGGCCCAGCCAUGGAGGGCCUUCAUCAAGCUCCUCUGCGUGGUGCUCUUCCUCUUCGCAUUCGGACUGCUGCCCUGGAUCGACAACUUCGCCCACAUCUGUGGCUUUAUCUCCGGCUUCUUCCUGUCCUUCGCCUUCCUACCCUACAUUAGCUUCGGUCGCAUGGACAUGUACCGCAAACGCUGCCAGAUCAUUGUCUUCAUGCUGGUAUUUGUAGGUCUCUUUUCUGGCCUCGUAGUGCUCUUCUAUGUCUACCCAAUCAAGUGCGACUGGUGUGAACUGAUCACCUGCAUCCCCUUCACGGACAAAUUCUGUGAGAAGUACGACCUCAACGCCCACCUUCAUUGAGGUGUGAGCAACAAAGCAUGAAGGUAUCAGGUCAAUCGUUGUGGACUGCUACGGGAAAUAUUUCCUCUUUCUCUGUGAACUGAAAGAUUAUUGUUGUGUUCUUUUACUCCGUCUUUAUGAAUACCUAUACUUCUCAUCAUAUGGAUUUUACUUUACGUUCCCAUUCACAAUCAUUGUCAGUGCUUUUAUUGUCCAGUGAAACAAAGCUAAGGCACUUCAAUACCCAUCAAAGAACCUGGUUUCCCUUUACAUGAGAGGAAGUAACUGGAGUGGCCAAGGCACUAGUAGACUGAAGGAUCAUAUUCGACAUUCGCAACUAUUAUUCAGGCAACCUCAAAACCAGAAGCAGGGACAAACAUAUACUAAUACCUUUGGUGCCUUGUUGAUAAAUGUACCAACUACUGCCAUAUUUUUGUUACAUUAUGCUGAGCACUCGAAUGUUUCCUUUUGUUUAUUGCUUCUCGAGAAGUGAUUAUUUUUUUGAACAAGGUGGCGUUUUAGCCGCCCAUCUACCCACAUGUAACUGAAACGGUAAAAAAAAAAAAAAAACACUUAAUAAAGAUGUGUGCUACUUUUUCUUAACGCCUA
Molecule: messenger RNA, 3635 nt
Organism: Girardinichthys multiradiatus
Lineage: Eukaryota; Metazoa; Chordata; Actinopteri; Cyprinodontiformes; Goodeidae
Product: inactive rhomboid protein 1
Exons: 18
Coding region: 471-3047 (858 amino acids)
Biological process (GO): regulation of protein secretion; regulation of epidermal growth factor receptor signaling pathway
Cellular component (GO): endoplasmic reticulum membrane
Molecular function (GO): serine-type endopeptidase activity
Source: RefSeq, a predicted model, not a curated record